AUGGAACGGUCGCCUAGAUUUUAUAGCCUACCUCAACCUACAGAAAAAUUCCAGGUAGUAUUGCUUCUUAGAGGAGAUAGUACUUUGCAGAGUUGGAUGCUCCUGCUUUUAGGGUAGUGAAUGAAUGAAUGAUGAAUUCACACAACGUCAAAUACUACUGACACAACUGGACUUAAGCCUUUGAAAUAGCCUGCUCCAGGCUCUCACCAUGAAUCAUGUCCAUCUAACGAACUUUACUGACUAUUUUGUAAACAUUUCGAGACAUUCAAUUCAUUUCAUCAAUUAAUUUCAUCAUGCUUCGAAAGGAGAGACAAACUUGUCUCUGGAAUAACUAAUCCGACCGAAUGAAAAGUUAAAAAUAUUUAAGUAAUAUUGUUGUUGUUGUUAUUAUUAUUAUUAUUAUUAUUAUUAUUAUUAAUUUUAUUUUAUUUUAUUGUUUUCUUGUCUCUUUUUUUAGAAGCGUUAUUUUAAAUAAAAAAAAUCAAGAAUUGGAUAACUCGAACCUUCAAGGGAAAUCGAAAAAAGUUCGAGUUAUCGGGAGCUAGAAGAAAAUAGCCGAGAGUAAGGUAAAAAACAGUUUUUACUGCACAGUGAACAUUUUAAUCAUAUUUAAUUGUAGAAAUGUCAAGUGAAAAUUAAAAGAUACUUCUAGAUUAUAAAUCAGAACGUAACGCAACAAAACAUAGCCUAAAUAGAGCAUGCGUUUUACUGUUUUGAGAAGUAAAGCUGCUUCACGUUAGCCUGUGACAAUCAACAUCAGCCUCCACUACUAUACUUCUACAACACGUUAAUAGGAAAUCCAAAAUUCAUUGUUUCGGACAACAGAAGAAGGCUUUUUUCCCGAUUUUUUAAGGGCUCAAAACACGGUUCGAGUUAUCGAGGGUAAAAUUAUAUAGAAAAUGACCUGAGGGGAAACGAAAAUUGGUUCGAGUUAGCGGGAGUUCGAGUUACCGAGGGUAAAAUUACAGUAAAUGUAUGACGGAAAUCCAGGGGAAAUCGAUUUUGGUUCGAGUUAGCGCGAGGUUCGAGUUAGCGAGGGUUCGAGUUACCUGGAGUCGACUGUAUAUUUAAUAACAAGCUCUAGUUUCAUCAGACGCAAGGUAGAUGUUGUGGUUCAAUUUUUUCUACGGUUUAAAUUUUAUUUCCCUUUGUUACAAACUCAUUAUUAUGCAUUACCAUACCCCAAAACGAAGGGAAAUAAGAUUUAAACCAAGGAUAAAAUUAAACCACAACAUAAAGAUUCUUACGAGAGGCCUCCGCUGCAGCGGCAGUUUUCACGGUUCUUUUGUGACACACGGCGUUAACAUUCAUCAAGUGGGUGUCCUGUGGCAUGCUUGUGAUGCUUAGCGUUCUAUUUUAUGUUUACCAGAUGAAUCAUUCUCCAGAAUAUGACGUUGCAGUUAUUGGUGCUGGGAUUUCUGGGAUUGUUACUGCAAAGUGCCUUUUAGAUGACAAGUUCAAUAUUAUUGUUUAUGAGAUGAGUGACCACGUUGGAGGACUGUGGCAGUUUACGGAGGAUGGCUAUGGAGUGAUGAGAUUUACCACGAUGUAAGAAGUAAUCAUAAGUUAAAGAUUUACCUUUAAUUUUUGAAACGUUAUAGGGACAGGUUGUUCUGAGCCGAUUCACAACUUUGUUUUUAACUUGCAAAAGUUGCCUCUUCCUUGCUGUGAUCAAAAGAAAUAGAGAAAGAAAUAGAAAAUAAAUUUUGAAAACUCGUUUGUAAACACUCAGGACUGAAAAGAUAAAAUUCUCGGAUGUUCACCAUUUGUCAUGCAUUUAUUUGAUACAAGAGCCCUUCCUGGAUCACAGCACAAUAGAGUUGCAAGGCAGUCUCGUUCCCAGUCGUCCACGGCGAUUUCGGAUGUGACGUCACCUGACGUCACCUGUCAACCUGUCGGUCCAAUCCUCCUCCUCAAUCGGCUCGGAUAGCGCUAACUGGCCUGGGGACGAGGACUAGUUUCAGGCUUUUUAUUUCAGUCUACUGAAGGAUUUUUCGCUUCGAAAAGAUCUCAGCCAAUCAUAGCACCGCUAAUCUCCCUCUCAGCCAUUCUUUGCGUCGUCACGCAAUCCUUCUGAAGGAAAAGCGCUUUGCGUAAAUACAAAGAACUGUUGCGUAGAGUAGGAUUUCCAGUAAUGAUAGCAAAAAAAUUUCAAGAUAUUGGUCGGAAAGUCGCUCAACUUCAUCUUCGAGUGGAGAGUCAUUAUAGAAACUGGAAGAAGUGAUACCUCACUUGAGAUUCCAGCAGUGAAGAUCACAUCACAAAAGCGUUUGGCUGCAAAUGAUAAUUAAAGGAGUUAAAAGAAAUAAAUGACAUCGAAAGAUCGAGAUUGGGUGAAUAAGUGAAAUUCAUGUAUUCACCAUUUGAGUUGAAAGUCUAACUCGUUGACAUACGUAAUCGUGGCGGGACUAGGUGGCGCCGAGGGUCUGAAUGGGGGUAACUGGAUAACGCUUAUUUUGUUUGGCUCUGUCGCAUGACACUAGCAGCAAAAAAUUCGCUGUAACAGUUAAUUUUUUCCAGAAAGAGGUACAAACGCCUCCAAAAAGGCCAAUAUUACUUUGUUUAGAAUAUCAAGGAAUUUCUGCCAUGCUCCUACAAUUCUGGAUUAUUUCAGAAGAUUCUCGAAGACUGCCAAAGAUUUCCGAAGGCUACCGAAGAGGUACGAAGAUUGCCGAAGAUGUCCAAAGAACCCUCCGGAAACUUUCUCCGGAAACGGUAAAUGUUAAAAUUGGCCAAUUUAAUAGCGAACACUGAAAAUUAUGAGCAAAUAACACUAAACACUAAACCCUAUUCAGACCCUUGGAGCCUCCAGGAUGAUGACAGGACGGUUGUUUUAUAACUUAUUACUCAGCCUACUAAUGUUGAAUGUUCAUAUAUCACUUGAAAUGAUUAGGAAUCCUUUUAACAGGGUUGCCUCCAAACAGAACGACUGCUUUUCCGACUUUCCAUUCCCUGAUCAUGUUCCUGAUUACCCAAGCCACACACACAUGGCAGAAUAUAUCAAAAGUUACACCAAGCAGUUUGGUUUGGAGAAGCACAUCUGUUUUAACACCAAGGUGGUCAAGAUUGAAAAAGUAGCAGAGGGAUGGAAAAUGAUUACAGUCGAAGUCGACAACAAAGGCAAGCAUAAGUCCGAAUACAAGGAGACAUUUGUGAAGUUUGUAGCCAUAGCAUCUGGUCAUCACGCAAAGCCAAGCAUCCCACAGUUUGAAGGCCAGGAAACAUUUGAUGGAAGAAUUUUUCACAGCAGAACUUAUAAAGAUGCCAUAACUAAUGAUCUAGUAGGGAAAAAAGUAGUUGUAGUAGGAAUCGGUAAUAGCGCUGUAGAUGUAGCGGUGAAUGUAACAGAGUUGGGAGGGGAAAAGCCCGUUAACAUUUCCUCGAGAUCGGGUGCAUGGAUUGUUCCUAAUUACAUAUUCGGGUUCCCUGCUGAUCAUUAUGCGACCCGCCUAUUUUUCUGGCUUCCUCGGAGCAUUUCCAGUUUUCUCUUUGAGUUUAUGAUUCAAUGUGUGACCGGCAGCCCAUGGCAGUGGAAACUAAAUCCCAAAAUGCAUGCUCGCCAAACACAACCCACUAUUAACUCGACAUUGAUUUAUCAUAUACAAAGACAAAAUAUUGUAGUAAGACCUAACAUUGCAGCACUUAAGAAAGAUAAAGUGAUCUUCACUGAUGGAUCUCAAACCACUGCAGAUGCAGUGGUUUGUUGCACUGGUUAUCAAAUCGAUUUGCCCUUUUUUGACAGCGACAUCAAAGAUCUAGUUGUCGAUGAAAGCACCAACCAAAUCAAACUUUUCAAAAAUGUUUUUGCACCAGACAUCGGCCCCUCCUUAGCAUUUAUAGGUUUGGUACAGCCCUCAUCUGGUGGUUUGCUAUCAAUUUCUGAAAUCCAGGCAAGGUGGUUCUCGGAGCUGUGUAAAGGCUCUGUCAAACUCCCCUCAGCAGAGAAGAUGCGCCAAAAAUUUGCGAGGGACAAACAGAGCAGUGAGGGUAUUUACUAUGCUUCACCAAGGCAUACAAUUCAACAAGACCCGAUGACUUACAAUGACGAGAUUGCAUCAUAUUUUGGUGCUAAGCCACAACUAUGGAAGCACCCUUCCUUAGCAUGGAAUUUAGUCGUUGGCAGCUGUGGGGCGGCCCAGUAUAGAUUGCAGGGGCCUCAUAAGUGGAAGAGGGCUAGAGAAGUUGUACGCUCUGUCCCGGUAACGCCCGUGAUGCACUACACCGCAUUGUUUUUGCUUUUGGGGUUACUUUUCAUCACAGUGUUCGUUUUCUAUAAAACAUUGUUUUAA
This is a messenger RNA of Porites lobata, 4289 nucleotides long. Lineage: Eukaryota; Metazoa; Cnidaria; Anthozoa; Scleractinia; Poritidae. The record is from the annotation of a GenBank genome assembly.